ACAUCGUUUAUAAGUGUCUCCAUAUCCGGCAGGCUUCCAUUGAUGGACGAUGCAUAAACGUAUCUUCCGAAGUGUAUUCAAUAAAGGAGUGCCAAGUUAAAUAAAAGGAGUCUGGUUUUUCCUUACCCUGUCUUAGUUUUAGUUCAUGUAGGACAGUGGUACCACCUCUUCUUCAUCAGCAUUCCUACCGCCACUGCCAUUCUACAGUGGAGGAGACAGUGAGCAGGAGGUGCAGAGGACCAUGGUAGUUUUCUCCUUCUGUCACUGCAGCAGCUGUGGAAUGGAUUCUGAAAACCCACUUGAGAAUGUUUGCCUUGAGUAGCAAAUGUAUGUCAUUAUGAACAGUUAUUUCUGGAGUUCUUUAAUUAAUGAGCCUGAAGUUACCAUCUUCAUAGUUUGUUCAUAUCUACUCCAGGUACAGACCUGCAGUGGCAGUUUGAAUCCAGUAGGUCCCUCCAACAUUUUCAGUGCAGUUAUAGAGGAUCUGGAAAAGAUUGAAAACUUUCGUAAGAAGAUUGAUGCCACUUUAUAUACUGCAGAUGUAAACUAUCCUAGUGGCUGUAAUAUAUCAGUUCUGAAGUGUUUUAAACUUGAGAUGGAUGUAAUAUUUUAUGAAUCUGAAAUGGAAGAUAAUAAAAAUGAAGAGUUUCUCAAUGUAGUGCAUAAAGUAUUGAGAAAUGUUAGAAAACUUUUACUAGAGAGUCAGGACACAGAAACAUCCAAGUGCCAACCAUGUGAAACAUUUGAAGAAAAAAUAUAUACAGAUUUUAUAGAAACCUUCAAGAAUGUUGCACAGCGAUGCAACAGAGAGACAAAAAACUGACACUGAGGAAGUGUUUAAUGAGAUAUCCCACUGUAGCAGGAAGGAAUAGUUUUUUGCCCUCUAGAAGUAAAGAACUGGGAAAAUAAAACUGGGUCAAAAGAAAUAGAACAGGUUGUGGUAAGUUAAAGCCAUUGCAAGCUUGGCAACAACCCUGCUGUUACAUCAGUCAGGAUGCCUUAAAAAGUUUGCUCGGUUUACACAAUAGGGCUAAACCUAGUAUGACUUUAAAAAAGUUGUGUGUAUGUGAGCUUUUCUUGGAAUGUGGUCAUUCCAUAUUCCAGUAGCGAUUGGGGUAUUGUCAGUAACGACUGGAGAAAUUUAUAUUUUUGUUCAUGACUGACACUGAUGAUCUCCUUGAGCCUCUUUGUAUUUGGUUUCUAUAAUGUGGGUUCUGGAGUCCUUAACAAGCCAUUUUAACUGAAUAUUCCUAGGAAGCUUGAUAGGACCAUAUGGUGCAAAUCCAACAUGAGGAAAAAAGAGUGUGAAGCAGCCUGUGAUGCAAAAAAGACUAUAUUGCAUCUUUGAAAUCUUUUUUUAAAAAAAGAUUUCUGUUGACUGAAAGCGUAACAGUGAGUUAUUCAAAGUCCUGGUAUGAUAAAAUGCAAUGAUAGUACAUAACUAUGAAAAUCAUUUUCAAAAUAUUAGAAAACAUUCACUUAUAAAAAGAAAUAAGUUCGUAAUAGCCAUCCUGCAGGGGUGGGGGAAAAUAAAAAUCCUGAAUAUCAGUAUUUUAAAUGAAGCAAGAUACUUACUAUGGGAUUUAAGCUGAAAACCUAUACACAUUUACCUGUGAGUAAGUUCCAUUGAACUUCUGGGUAGCCAUGCACAGAAUUACAUUGUUAAAGUUUUAAUAUGCUUCUUCCAAUUUAAAAUGGUCCCCCAAAAGCAACUGAUUCUGUGCUCCGGCUUUCCUCCCCUUUUCUUUAACAGUCUGCUGGAACACAAGUUGGGUGUCAACAUUUUUUCUUUUAAUUGCUGAUACCUAGUUUGUUUGUUUGUUUUUAAAAAUCUCCUUCACAGGUGUAUACUUUUGCAGGAAGAAAAACAAAGAAAAUUUAAAAAAACUCUAGUCCAUUUAUUUUUAAUGGCUGAUGCCCAUUCUUGUGAUUUUAAAAAAAAUAUUAUUAUUAUUAUUUAAAAUCUUGCCACAUUUUCUGAAACAAUCCUGGAAUUGAUAAGUUCCAUUCUGGUAAACAAAUCUAGUAAGACAGAACUUUAAAAUCCAGGGAAGAAUCUGGUAGAGGAGGAUUCCAUAACAUCCUUACUUCUAGUUCUAAGAGUCUAGGGCUGCAGUUGUAUGGAUGCCUACCUGCAGUCUGAGUGCAGGGCUGGGGAUUUUGAGCCCAGUGUCAAGUUUGCUGGAUGCUUCUAAUUCCUACACCAUUGUGUGUAUACUGGAAAUAGAUGUAGCUGCACCUGACAUUGCUCUAAAUGGGAAAGUGUUGUACACAAGAGCUAUAUGUGCAGAUUGGAGCUUCUGCAUGUCCUGGAGGACUAUAUCUAUAGACAGAACAGUGUGAGUAAAUAAAUGUUGGAGAUGGACUGUUGCCUCUGCUGCUCUACGAUAACAUCCUAUAGUAUCAUGAUAUGGCACCAACAUGUUGCAGUUCUGUAUAUUGAUGCUGAUACAUAUAUCCCCAAAUCUAUGGGGAAUUUUUCUUGAUACCUUUUACCAAAUGUGCAUAUCCAUAAGACUGAAGUCAAAAUAUGAAAUAUUACUCAUAAAUCUAUGUCAGCCCAAUGGCAUGUGUGUAUAUAUUGAGAUCUAAUUAUUUGUAUAUCCUUGCACUCUGUACAGGUCGCCCAAAUGGGGAAGGGCAGGAUCAAAAAUAACUAACUAACUAAAUAAAAAUAUAUCAUUCUGUUUACCUUGCCUGAGAUAAUUGUGCCUUAAUCGUAAGGAAAGUUGUACUUGUUGAGAAAGAGCUGGGGCUGGGGAAAGCCCAAACCAUAGGCAACAAUAAAAGUUUCUAUUCGUAUAUUGAAAGCCUUCUUUCUGAGCCACUGAUUUAAAAGAAAGAAUUUACUGUAUAGUUUCUGAAACUUUGGAUAGCGAAAAGGAAAAUAAAUGCAUCCAACAAAAUGUUAAAAUAUA
Molecule: messenger RNA, 2918 nt
Organism: Rhineura floridana
Lineage: Eukaryota; Metazoa; Chordata; Lepidosauria; Squamata; Rhineuridae
Gene: IL15
Product: interleukin 15
Exons: 7
Coding region: 326-823 (165 amino acids)
Biological process (GO): positive regulation of T cell proliferation; positive regulation of tyrosine phosphorylation of STAT protein; immune response
Cellular component (GO): extracellular region
Molecular function (GO): cytokine activity; cytokine receptor binding
Source: RefSeq, a predicted model, not a curated record